This is a messenger RNA of Drosophila ficusphila, 887 nucleotides long. RefSeq names its product chymotrypsinogen B. Gene Ontology annotation, biological process: proteolysis. NCBI's taxonomy places the organism in Eukaryota, Metazoa, Arthropoda, Insecta, Diptera, Drosophilidae. Bases 14 to 883 code for a protein of 289 amino acids. Gene Ontology annotation, molecular function: serine-type endopeptidase activity. The transcript is spliced from 4 exons. The record is from RefSeq and is a predicted model, not a curated record.
UUUAUUGUUACAGAUGCAUUUCGUGGCUUCUGCAGCAGGAGCAGUAAUGCUCGUAUUUUUACUGGUUAUCAGUGUUUUUCAGGUGGAGGGCUCUCCACAUUUGUUGGAUUCGCAAUGUGCAUUGGCGAAAUCCGAUGGGGUACAGUACCGCAUGAUCCGGGGCAAACGUGCUGAUGUACUUUCCAACCCCUGGAUGGUGAUAGUAAUCGAACGCGGGAUAAUGAAGUGUGGAGGGUCCCUCAUCAGCCCACGAUUUGUACUGACCGCUGCGCAUUGCAGAAGCGAAAGCAACCGACAACUUACAGUGCGUUUGGGGGAGUAUGAUGUUAAUCAGCCACUUGAUUGCACGCGUUAUGGCUGUAUUCCUCGGCCCAAGGAAAUCAAUGUGACCAGAAUCUUUUUUAAUGGUCAAUUCACCGACUUCCACCGAAAUGAUAUAGCACUUCUCAAGCUGGAAACGGCAGUUCAAUUCAGCGAGCACAUAAGACCGAUCUGCUUGAUAAUGGGGGACUCGAAUUGGUCGGGGAAGGUACUGAGGCACAUUGCGUUAUUCAACACUACUGGAUGGGGUCGCACCGAAAGCAACACUAACAGCGCCGGCCUCAUGCAGACAACCCUGACGCACUUGAGCCCCGCCUUCUGCUCCCAAUACUUCAAAAGUCAACUAGAUCACAGCCAGAUCUGCGCGGGCAGCUCGACGAGUGCCACUUGUUCCGGGGACUCGGGAGGGCCCUUGAGCGCCAGGUUGCUGUUCCAGCGGGAGAAGCGGGUCAUCCUCUUCGGGGUGGUUAGUUAUGGGUCAAAUGUCUGUAACGGGCCCACUGUCUUCACGAAUGUCCUGUCCCAUUCCAAGUGGAUCGAACGCGUGGUUAGAAAUAAUUAAAUUU